Molecule: messenger RNA, 775 nt
Organism: Rhizophagus irregularis DAOM 181602=DAOM 197198
Lineage: Eukaryota; Fungi; Glomeromycota; Glomeromycetes; Glomerales; Glomeraceae
Source: RefSeq, a predicted model, not a curated record
AUUCAUUUUUUCCUUUUCUUGACUUACUAAUUAUAAAUACUUCACUUAGUUGUCGUAUCUUAAGACCCUUACGAUUUGACUAACUUAGUACGAAAUAAUGACAGAAAAUUCUCAAGUUACAACUUCUUCUCCCCCAUCCUUCUCAAGUGAAUUACAUGAUACCAAACCGGUUACUAUUAGUGGAGGUCAUGGAAGCCACGAAGCAUAUCCUUCCACUCCUACAACAUAUGCUUCAGCUUCAUAUCCCGCAUCUGCAGCACUCACCACUACGGCCUACCUUACUCCCGAAAAUGUAACUAUUACAGAAUCUGUAGGUUAUGAUCGAAAUGGAAUGCAGCAUCACAGGACCGGCUUUCCGCCGGAAUUGCCACCAACGCCACAAGAUUAUCCUAUCUCGAUGGGAAGGUAUUCCAAUGGUAAUAACUUGGGAUUGCCACCUAACUCAAAUGUGAACACUCCAAAGUCAUCACCAGGACAACAAAGGCCUUCAACUGUCCCAACGCUUCAAGCCAUGAUGACCACCUUCAGUUUGAAGACCGUUUCCUCAACUCAAAGGUACAAGUGUAAUAUUUGUCAAAAAAUGUUCACUAGACCAAGUUCUUUGCAGACACACAUGUAUAGUCACACUGGAGAAAAACCCUUUAAAUGUCCAAUUGAGGGAUGUGGUCGUCAUUUCUCAGUUGUUAGUAAUCUUCGCCGCCAUCAGAAAAUUCACACAAUCGUUAGGAAUUUUUCUAGCGAACAUAACACACACCAAGCAUUACAUCAAAAAAAA